GCCGCGGGGAGGGGGGAGCGGCGGCGCUGCUCAGUGGCGACGGGCGGCUGAGGAGGCGCCGGAGGGAGGCGGCUGCGGCCGGCAGGUUUGUUUUCAACAGGAUCAGUUCCCUGUUUCCACUUCUGCAAGCACUAGUACUGGAGCUGUGGGUGGGGGAGACAGCACGGAGGGGCUGUGCUGUUGCUAAAGGAAGUGACACGGAUCCAGUGCCCGUGUACCCAUGGGGCUGUGAGCUGGCUCCUUCUGGAAGUGGUCCUGCCUGCCUCACCCUCACCAGGGUCCACCUGAGGUGAAGAUUGUGCAUUCAGGAGCUCUUCCUUUGGCGUUUCUUCCAAAUGCAUAAGUGAUGCCUGCAUAGGAGAGAGGCCACUGAUAACUUGGUACAGCCCGUAGGUUCACAUCUUUUCCUGGAUCCAUGGAGUCAAGGUUAUAGCUCCAAGUGAAGAACUUUGCAAGAGGAGUUUUUAGAGAAGUACUAUUGGUGGACCUGAGAAAAAAAGGACAUCAACAUCUGAGAAAUGAAUAAAUUACGGCAAAGCUUUAGGAGAAAGAAAGAUGUUUAUGUGCCGGAGGCCAGUAGGCCUCAUCAGUGGCAGACCGAUGAAGAAGGCGUUCGUACUGGCAAGUGCAGCUUCCCUGUUAAGUACUUGGGACAUGUGGAAGUGGAUGAAUCCAGAGGAAUGCAUAUCUGCGAAGAUGCUGUGAAGAGACUGAAAUCUGAAAGGAAGUUCUUCAAAGGCUUCUUUGGAAAAACUGGGAAGAAGGCAGUUAAAGCGGUCCUGUGGGUAUCGGCGGAUGGACUCCGAGUUGUAGAUGAGAAAACGAAGGAUCUGAUAGUUGAUCAGACAAUAGAGAAGGUUUCUUUCUGCGCGCCAGACAGGAACUUUGACCGGGCGUUCUCAUACAUCUGCCGAGAUGGCACCACCAGGCGCUGGAUAUGCCACUGCUUCAUGGCUGUGAAGGACACGGGGGAAAGGUUGAGUCAUGCCGUGGGCUGUGCGUUCGCAGCGUGCCUGGAGCGAAAGCAGAAGCGAGAGAAGGAGUGUGGAGUCACUGCCACCUUUGAUGCCAGCAGAACCACAUUCACUAGAGAGGGGUCAUUCAGGGUCACUACAGCUACUGAACAAGCAGAAAGAGAGGAAGUUAUGAGACAGAUGCCGGAUGCUAAAGCUGAAACAGAAGUGAAGACAGCAGCAGCAGGUGCUGCCCCAACUACUACUGCCCCCUCUCCUGGCUCACCAGCUUCUCCUACUGCUGAAGUCACUGCCUCUGUGGAGAAGGAAAUGAGCAACCCCCACGCUAUCCCACGGAGGCACGCCCCUAUAGAACAGCUUGCCAGGCAAGGCUCUUUCAGGGGCUUCCCUGCCCUUAGUCAAAAGAUGUCUCCUUUUAAGCGCCAGCUGUCCUUGCGAAUAAAUGAACUGCCUUCAACAGUGCAAAGGAAGACGGAUUUCCCCAUGAAAAACUCAGUCCCAGAGGUGGAAGGGGAAGUGGACAGCAUUAGUGCCCUGUGCUCACAGAUCACCAGUGCGUUCAGCACGCCGUCGGAGGACCCUUUCUCUUCAGCACCCAUGACAAAACCUGUGACAGUGGUUGCCCCACAGUCUCCUGCCUUUCAAGUUAAUGGCACUGCCUCAGCCUUCUGUGUGCUUGCUGCUAAACCAUCCCAAGCUGCUGUAGUGUCCACAGCUAUGCCAGUUCGUGAAACCAAUCCCUGGGCUCAUGCUCCUGCUGCUAAUACUGGAGCUGCAGCCAUGGUCUCUGGCACCGAAUGGAACAGCAGCACCCCAGGCACAGCCUCACCAAGUCUCUUCCAGGGAAAUCACAGACGUACUCCCUCAGAGGCAGACCGCUGGUUGGAAGAGGUCUCAAAGACUGUCCGUGCCCAGCAGCAGCCAGCCCCAGCCGCACAGCCGCCGCUGCAGCCCCCUCCGGCCGCUUCCCAGGCAGCAGCCGCCUACCCCGUGAGCACCUUCAUUGCGCCUCAGCCUGUGCCGGUUGGCGUGGUGCCGCCCAUGCAGCCACCCUUUAUUCCAGCUCAGCCCUACGCCGUAGCAAAUGGGAUGACCUACGCGGCGGCCCCAAGCGUACCUGUGGUGGGAAUCACGCCUUCCCAGAUGGUAGCCAACGUCUUCGGCACGGCGAGCCACGCUCCGGCUGCCCAUCCGCACCAGUCGCCCAGCCUCGUCAAACAGCAGACGUUCCCUCAGUACGAGGCCGGCAGCGCUACGGCCAGCCCUUUCUUCAACCCGCCUGCGCAGCACAACGGCUCUGCGGCUUUCAAUGGCGUUGACGGUGGCAAAUGGGCUGCAGAGGACAAGCACCCCCAACCUCCCGCGGCCGCCCCGCAGGUAGACCCGUUUGAAGCACAGUGGGCAGCACUGGAGAGCAAGGCAAAGCAGCGCACGAAUCCCUCCCCGACCAACCCCUUCUCGAGUGAUUUACAGAAGACAUUUGAGAUUGAACUUUAAGCGGCCCUGUAGGCGGUGAAUAACUUGUACAUUAGGCUAGAGGGAUAAAGGGAGCAGAGGGGACUGUUUCUCAUCCAUUUGCUUUGAUAAUCCCAAAGGUCCCUUCAAAUGAAAAUGGGUUAGAAAGAGGGAGCAAUGAUGGGGAGGAUAUAAAUGUAUACAGAAUUUCACGUGCAGUUCUCAAAAUGAACCCUGGAGCCACCUCGGUCUGCAUUCCCUCUUCACUUGGAAAGCUGGAAGUCACACAGCAGAGCUGGGCGCCCGGUCCUGCAGAAGCAUCAUGUAUCUCAGAAAGGAUGGGAGACCUCAGACCUGCGACCUUCCAAGGCCCCGUAAGUCCUGGACAUUCCCCCCCAGGGAAGAAGCAGGGUUGGGGUGGGGGAAGUAAGGAGGGAGGUUGUCACCUGCUUAGCAGAAGCCAGGUCUGUGAAAAAAGUUGGGCUUCCAUUUUGAGUAAAAAAGUGAAUAUUAUAUGUAAAGACUAAAGUAAAGCCAAAAUCUUUAUUUUUAUGCAUUUAGAAUAUUUUAAAUAGUGGAUAUUAAAAGAUGUAUGAGUUGUAAGUAAUCUUGCCAAAGGUUUAAAAAAAAAAGGGGGGGGUGAAUGUAAGAAAUUGUACAUAAGAUUGAUUUAUCUCCAAUUCUUAUUGUAAGUAACGUUGGGGGGUGGAAAAAGGGGCCCUAGCUUGUUCUUGUAUCUGUUCAUUGUAAGUAGCAUAUUGCAACAACAAUCACAACCAAUAAGUCAUUAUAUUGUAGUUUUAAAUAAUGAAAAUUUAAGAACAGUAUUGUCAUGGUCUGAAAACCAUGGGGAAAAUUAACUGUUUUUUUAUUGGAAUCAAGCUACAUAUUAUAUAUAGUACAUUUUUUUUUCUUCCAUGUAUUGCUGCAGUUUUCUUGUCUUAAUCUAUUGGUUCUAACACUACUGUGACAAACUUACUGUAACCAUAUCUAACAUCCUGGGGCUGCCUAGGAACCCAUUUUUUGUUUGUCUGUCAAUAGAUCUUAGAGGUUUUUUUAACUUUUGUUUUUAUUUUUUCCAUGGAUUUGUGAAACCUUGUGGUAAGGCUGCAGCUGGUCCAGGUUCUGCCUCUGGUGACUUGUGAAAUCCAUCUCAUUUUAACUUUACUUUUAAACUUUGGCCUUACAAGCAAAUGUAAGUUAUAUAUAUUUGUACUGAUGAUUUAUAAUCUGCUUUAACAGAAAUAAAUGUUGGUGGUAGAAGCACUGUCUGU
This is a messenger RNA of Phasianus colchicus (ring-necked pheasant), 3703 nucleotides long. RefSeq names its product NUMB endocytic adaptor protein (gene NUMB). Gene Ontology annotation, biological process: positive regulation of neurogenesis. Gene Ontology annotation, cellular component: cytoplasm; basolateral plasma membrane; cytoplasmic vesicle. The record is from RefSeq and is a predicted model, not a curated record. Lineage: Eukaryota; Metazoa; Chordata; Aves; Galliformes; Phasianidae.